CAUAUAUAUGGGAUGCUCUCACCAACAUGUCUUUAACGUAGGGGAGACAGAUCAUGGAAGCAACCGUGGAAGGGAAAGCUCUGAUAUUCUCCAUGCUAAUGGGGUUGGCUAGUUUCAUUGUAAUUCAUGUUAAUGGAGAACAUUCUCCGGUGGGCCGGUUUUCCGGUGAUCACUAUCAUGACCAAAUUCGCAAAAUGCAAGCCUUGAGAUCCUCCUCCGUCCGGCAUGAUUCAGUUUCUCUUGCACCACCGUCAAUCUCGCCUUCUCCUAGCUACGCUCAGCAACCACCGGCUGCAUCAAGUCCACGUGUGUAUCAUGUGACGACAUACGGUGCAGACCCAACGGGAAGAGAAGACAGCACAGAAGCACUCCUCAGAGCAAUAUCAGAUGCAGUCCAAGGUCCAAGUGCGGGGUCAUUGAUAGAGGGAAUACAAAACCUUGGGGGAGCACAGAUUAAUCUUGAAGGCGGGAAUUACCUGAUUAGCCGACCACUCCGAUUGCCGGCCACCGGUGUGGGGAACCUCAAGAUACAUGGAGGAACACUGCGUGCCUCGGAUGAUUUUCCAACUGAUGGGUAUUUGAUUGACUUGUCGGCUUCAUCGACCAGCAAUAUGGAAGAAAAGAGAGAAAGAUCCAAGGAUUCUCAGCAAUUGUCUUCAUCAUCACCUUACAGUUAUGAAUACAUAACCCUCAGAGACCUCAUGUUGGAUUCAAACUACAGGGGUGGAGGCGCUGCUGUCAUAAACUCACUCAGGACAAGCAUAGACAACUGUUACAUUACCCAUUUCACAACCAAUGGGAUUUUGGUGCGAGGUGGCCAUGAAACCUACAUCCGGAACUCCUUCCUUGGCCAACACAUCACUGCUGGUGGUGAUCAUGGUGAAAGGAACUUUUCAGGAACUGCAAUAAGCCUAAUGGGCAACGAUAAUGCUGUCACGGAUGUGGUCAUUUUUUCAGCUGCAAUAGGAAUAAUGGUUUCCGGUCAAGCCAACAUACUUUCUGGGGUGCACUGCUACAAUAAGGCCACUGGUUUUGGUGGCACUGGGAUUUAUCUGAAACUGCCCGGUUUGACACAAACCCGAAUCGUGAAUUCCUACUUGGACUACACUGGUAUAGUUGCUGAAGACCCUGUACAGCUACACAUCUCUAAUACCUUUUUCCUUGGAGAUGCAUACAUUGUCCUAAAAUCAAUAAAUGGGGUUGCACAUGCGGUCAAUAUUGUUGAUAACAUGUUUUGUGGGUUCGAUAAAGGAGUUGAAAUUGUUCAGUUGGAUCAAACCAAUGGACCUUUCAAAGAUAUCGAACAAGUUGUGGUUGAUAGGAACAAUGUGAGAGGGAUGAACAUAAAGUCCACAGUUGCAAGGGGGUCUGUGAAUGGGAAAGGAAACUCGUGGGUUGUCGACUUUAAUCAUGUUCUUCUAUUUCCUAACCUUAUUAGGAAUGUGCAGUAUUCGUUAAGUGCUACUGGCAGCCAGUUCCCCAACCAUGCCUUAAGGAAUAUUUCUGAUAACCGUGUUGAGAUUCAGACAGAUUUGGAUGUUCCUGCCAGUGUAUAUGUCACAGCAGACCAAGGGAUGCUGACCUGAGUUUGGGUUCAA
Juglans regia (Persian walnut) is the source of this 1598-nucleotide messenger RNA. RefSeq names its product polygalacturonase QRT3-like. NCBI's taxonomy places the organism in Eukaryota, Viridiplantae, Streptophyta, Magnoliopsida, Fagales, Juglandaceae. The transcript is spliced from 3 exons. Gene Ontology annotation, molecular function: polygalacturonase activity. The record is from RefSeq and is a predicted model, not a curated record. The coding region runs from base 54 to 1586 and encodes 510 amino acids.